Messenger RNA from Budorcas taxicolor (takin), 1053 nucleotides. It is a transcript of the gene ZPBP, whose product is annotated as zona pellucida binding protein. The record is from RefSeq and is a predicted model, not a curated record. Gene Ontology annotation, cellular component: acrosomal vesicle; zona pellucida receptor complex; extracellular region. Gene Ontology annotation, biological process: acrosome assembly; binding of sperm to zona pellucida. The coding region runs from base 1 to 1053 and encodes 350 amino acids. The transcript has 8 exons. NCBI's taxonomy places the organism in Eukaryota, Metazoa, Chordata, Mammalia, Artiodactyla, Bovidae.
AUGGAGGCCUCGGCCCCGGGCCGGGCGCGGCGGGGCUGGCGGCGGGCCCGGGCCGCGGACUCCCCGCUCUCCCGGGCCGCGGUGGUCCUGGUGGUCUCCGCGCUGGUGCUCUGGGCGCCCCCGUCAGUUGGAUAUUUGGAUCGAUUACCAAGAAAUGCUCACUUGCCCCAAGAUUCAGUGAAAAUAGUGGGAUCACCAAAUAUUCCAGUGAAAGUAUAUGUUAUGCUUCAUCAAAAGAGUCCACAUGUGUUAUGUGUAACCCAGCGGCUGCGGAAUUCUGAACUGAUAGACCCAUCAUUCCAGUGGCAUGGGCCUAAAGGAAAAAUCAUUUCAGAAAACAGCACUGCACAAAUCACCUCCACAGGAAGCCUUGUAUUCCAGAACUUUGAGGAAAGCAUGAGUGGUGUUUACACAUGUUUUCUGGAGUAUAAACCUACUGUGGAAGAAGUCAUUAAAAAUCUCCAACUGAAAUAUGUUGUAUAUGCUUAUCGUGAGCCACAUUAUUAUUACCAAUUCACAGCUCGAUAUCAUGCAGCUCCCUGCAACAGUAUCUAUAAUAUUUCUUUUGAGAAGAAACUUCUCCAGAUUUUAAGCAAACUUGUUCUUGACCUUUCAUGUGAAGUUUCCUUACUUAAGUCUGAAUGUCAUCGUGUUAAAAUGCAAAGAGCUGGUUUGCAAAAUGAAUUGUUUUUUACAUUUUCAGUUUCAUCUCUAGACACUGAAAAAGGACCCAAGCCAUGUGCAGACCAUAGUUGUGAAUCUUCCAAAAGACUAUCUAAGGCUAAAAAUCUCAUAGAGCGGUUUUUUAAUCAACAAGUGGAAGUUUUGGGCAGACGUGCAGAGCCAUUGCCUGAGAUAUACUAUAUUGAAGGUACCCUCCAAAUGGUUUGGAUUAAUCGCUGCUUCCCAGGGUAUGGAAUGAAUAUCCUGAAACACCCACGAUGUCCUGAGUGCUGUGUAAUCUGCAGCCCUGGAUCUUAUAACUCCCGUGAUGGAAUUCACUGCCUUCAGUGCAAUAGCAGCCUGGUGUUUGGAGCAAAAGCAUGUUUAUAG